This is a messenger RNA of Cygnus atratus (black swan), 1200 nucleotides long. It is a transcript of the gene HS3ST3A1, whose product is annotated as heparan sulfate-glucosamine 3-sulfotransferase 3A1. NCBI's taxonomy places the organism in Eukaryota, Metazoa, Chordata, Aves, Anseriformes, Anatidae. The record is from RefSeq and is a predicted model, not a curated record. Gene Ontology annotation, molecular function: [heparan sulfate]-glucosamine 3-sulfotransferase activity. The transcript is spliced from 2 exons. The coding region runs from base 1 to 1200 and encodes 399 amino acids.
AUGGCCGGGAGCUCGGCGACAGCCCCCGCCGCCGAGCCGCUGCCCCGCAGCAUCUUCAAGAAGUUCCUGGUGAUGCUCUGCUCCCUCCUCAUGUCCCUCUACGUCUUCUACUGCCUGGCCGACCGCUGCCAGACCCUGCCCGGACCCAUCAUCGCAGCCGGCGCCGCCUCGGAGGAGGAGGAAGGGGGCGGCGGGGGGUACCUGGGGGGCUCUGCCGAGCUGCCCCCCUGGCAGGCGGCUGCGGCGAGGAGGAAGCGGCUGCUGCAGCGGCUCAAGCAGCAGCAGCGGCGGCGGCGGCAGGAGGCGGCGGGGGCUGGCCCGGAGAUGAUGCCCGGAGCCGGGAGGAGCCGCCCGGGGCGCUCCGGCGGCGGCGGGGGCAGCGCUGCGGGGACCCCCGGCACCCUGACAUCGCUGCUGGGGGAAGGCAGCAAGCGGCUGCCGCAGGCCGUCAUCAUCGGCGUGAAGAAGGGGGGGACGCGGGCGCUGCUGGAGUUCCUGCGGGUGCACCCCGACGUGCGCGCCGUCGGCGCCGAGCCCCAUUUCUUCGACCGCAACUACGAGCGGGGCCUCGCCUGGUACAGGGACCUCAUGCCCAGGACCCUGGAGGGGCAGAUCACCAUGGAGAAGACCCCCAGCUACUUCGUCACCAAGGAGGCCCCGGCCCGCAUCUCCUCCAUGUCCAAGGGCACGAAGCUCAUCGUGGUGGUGCGGGACCCCGUGACCAGAGCCAUCUCGGACUACACCCAGACGCUCUCCAAGAAGCCCGAUAUCCCCACCUUUGAGAGCCUGACCUUCAAAAACAGGACUACGGGCCUGAUCGACACCUCGUGGAGCGCCAUCCAGAUCGGCAUCUACGCCAAGCACCUGGAGAACUGGCUCCUCUACUUCCCCAUCGGGCAGAUCCUCUUUGUCAGCGGGGAGAGGCUGAUCAGCGACCCCGCGGGGGAGCUGGGCAGGGUCCAGGACUUUCUGGGCCUCAAGAGGAUCAUCACCGACAAACACUUCUACUUCAACAAAACCAAGGGCUUCCCCUGCCUGAAGAAGGCGGAGGGCAGCAGCAAACCCCACUGCCUGGGGAAAACGAAAGGCAGGACCCACCCCGACAUCGACCAGGAGGUGGUGCAGAGGCUGCGGGACUUCUACCGGCCUUUCAACAUGAAGUUCUACCAGAUGACGGGGCAGGACUUCGGCUGGGACUGA